AUGGCGGCUCUCACGGACCUCUCCUUUAUGUAUCGCUGGUUCAAGAACUGCAACCUUGUCCGCAACCUCUCAGACAAGUAUGUCUUCAUCACAGGCUGUGACUCGGGCUUCGGGAACCAACUGGCCAAGCAGUUGGUUGAUCGAGGCAUGCGGGUGCUGGCUGCAUGUCUCACUGAGGAGGGGGCCCAGAAGCUUCGACAAGACACCUCCUACCGGCUGCAGACCAUCCUCUUGGAUGUCACCAAGAGUGAGAGUGUUCAGGAGGCGGCCCAGUGGGUGAGGGACCAAGUGGGCGAGCAAGGCCUCUGGGCCCUGGUGAACAAUGCUGGUGUGGGCCUGCCCAGUGGCCCCAAUGAAUGGCUGACCAAAAAGGACUUUGUGAAGGUGAUCAAUGUGAACCUGGUGGGACUGAUUGACGUGACCCUCCACAUGCUGCCCAUGGUCAAGAAGGCCCGGGGCAGGGUUGUCAACAUGUCCAGCUCUGGUGGUCGUAUAGCUGUCAUUGGCGGUGGCUACUGUGUCUCCAAGUUUGGUGUUGAGGCCUUCUCUGACAGCAUCAGGCGUGAGCUCUACUACUUUGGGGUGAAAGUCAGCAUCAUUGAGCCGGGGAACUAUCGGACAUCCAUUCUGGGCCAGCAAAACAUGAAGCUGCACUUGCAGAAGCUGUGGGACCGACUGCCUCAGGAAACCCGGGAUAGCUACGGAGAGGAGUACUUCCAAAUCUAUUCUGACAAUCUAUCAAACAUGAUGAUGAUGGCAGAGCCAAGAAUCAGAGAUGUCGUCAACAGCAUGGAACACGCCAUCGUUUCCCGGAGCCCCCGCAUCCGCUACAACCCUGGCCUGGAUGCCAAGCUCCUCUACCUCCCCUUGGCUAAGCUGCCCACCCCUGUGACAGAUUUCAUCCUGAGCCGGUACCUUCCAAAGCCAGCAGACAGUGUCUGA
Messenger RNA from Pipistrellus nathusii (Nathusius's pipistrelle), 942 nucleotides. The record is from the annotation of a GenBank genome assembly. NCBI's taxonomy places the organism in Eukaryota, Metazoa, Chordata, Mammalia, Chiroptera, Vespertilionidae.